CCUAUUUCCCUAGCGCGAUUCCUCUUCUCGAUUCAUCCAUUUUCUGAUGUCCCUCUGCUUCUUCUUCUUCUUACCUGCCUCUUCUGGCGAACGCCUAGCUGGGAGCGACUCACGAGGCUUCAAAAUGGCGAAGUGGCGGAUUACAGAGGCGAGACUUGGGAGCGGGGUGGUGGUCGCCGCGUCGCCGGCGAAAGAGACCGGAGUUGUGGUCGGCGUCUCCUUUUCAUCCAUGCAUGAGCUGAUUGCGGAGGAGAUUGCGGCGGCGGCGGAUGGGGCAGAGUGGGGAGGAGUGAUGGAGAGUGUCUGUGUUCUUGGCUGGUCGGAGGCCGACGAGAGUCGGGGGAGGGAGAUCGCCUGAGGUUGUGGCUUGUGGGUUUCGUCGAGGGAGAUUAGAGGGGGAGGAGUGAGUGAGCGGCUGCUGGUGGCCACUGGUGGGUGAGAGCAGGAGGGGUAGGUUUAGGGUUGAGUGGGUCUUGACUCUUGUGGGCUAUGUUGCUUUGGGCUGGGCUGAACGAGUUUAUAGUGUGGGCCUGAGGGAUUGGGUUGUGGUAGUGGGCUGGGCUUGAGAAGUUUAUUUUUAAGUUAAUCCGGUUUUCCGGUUUUAACCGGAUUGGACCGGGUUGGCAAACAGACAGACCGGAGACGGGAUCAGAUUGGAUGCAAUCUGGUUUCCGGUUACAACCGGGACGGUUUAAACUGGCCGGUUUCCGGUUUGACCGGAAAACCGGGACUGGAUUCCCAUCCCUACCAAGGAAGGUCUAUGCGGGAUCGCUAUGGAUUCCUCUUUUCCAACCCUCUAAUCCAACACAGCCAAUGUGCAUUUCUCAUCAAUCAACACUAUCACGAUGCUGUAUCAUAUGUGAUAUAGUUCUCUAUGUAAAAGAUUGUAACCAAAGUCUAGUACUGUUUGUACAGUUUUCAGUACUAUAUACGUAAGUUCUAUUUGUAUACAACAAAGCUGGUGAUGAUGAAUAUAUUGGGUUUUUCUUUUAAUGUCUUUUGGGGGCCAAAUACAUCCUACAAGAAACAAAGAAGUUUGUUUCUGUACUGAUGUUCUAGAAUGUGGUGGUUUGGAAUUGAAUUUUAGAUCUUUAAGUACUGAUGUUCUAGAAUGGUUUAAGAGAGUAAUUUACUUGUGGUUUACCAUGAUUAAGAAGUGUCUACUAUUACAGAUGACUGUUUAUUAGGUACCGGUUCUCAAACGGUUUUUAAACGGUCUAAUGCCGGCUGGACUACUAAUGACCGAGCCGUUCACGUUACCGGGUCAUACUCCGGCUCGGCUUUGACAGCAUUGGUUUAAUGUUUAUGCUCGUUGUGAUGUGUUUAGAGGGGCUGGGGAGGCGGCUAUUUAUAGGAGCCGAACCCCUAGGAAUAUACCCUCUUGCUUGGGGAAUAAGUCGGAUUAAUUAAGGAAGAUAAUUACUUCCUUAAUUAAAACCGUCGGUUAAGAUAAACCCUGCGGGAUUAUCCUUCGAAUAUUCCUUUUUAGUCGAUUAUCCUUAGAAUAUUCCUCAGAAUAACCGAUUAAUAAUUAAUUAUUAGAUAAUUAAUUUUGUUCGGAAUUUCUCCAAAAAUAUAUAUAUAGAUAGUCUCAAGUGAACCAACCAACCAACCGGUCGGUCGGACGGACGGCGCGCGCGCGUGGUGGUCCGUUAGGUCCUCCCUCUCCCACAAAAAUGGGUUACCCCAAAGGCAUGCCCUUAGAAGAGAGGCUCCUAUCUUUAUACACAUUUCACUUGAGACUCUAUAGUUUUCAAAGCUAUUCAUAUACAUUUCCAACAAUAUCGUCCACACAAAAUGGAGUUAACAGGUAACCACUUUCUUGAACAACAGAAAUAGAGGUACCACGAGUCACGGCACUCGUGGAAAAUCCUUUCUUCUAUGUGUUUCAUCGAACUUUUCAUGCAUGAUGAAUCCCAUUUGCAAUUUUACAUCAUUAUUCCUUUUCUUUUUUUGAGUGGCAACAUCAUUGUUUCUUUGGUACAUUGCAACUUUUAAUUUAAGCACAUGGUUUUCGACUUUAGCCAACUUGGCCACUUUCACAUUUGCAACUAUACAUACAUUAUCAUUUGUUUGGUAAAUUGCCACAUAAAAUUUAUACCCGUUUUAGUCGACCCUUACACUUUCCUUUACAUCUUAAUGAAGCUCAAGUUGGACAUUAUUUAUACCCAAAAGAAUUUGCAAAUUAUGAAAAAGUCAAAAAGGAGCCCACAUAGGCCAACCAAUUAUGUAUUUGAGCCACUUGAAUAAGGAUCUAUUCGGUUG
Linum trigynum is the source of this 2265-nucleotide messenger RNA. NCBI's taxonomy places the organism in Eukaryota, Viridiplantae, Streptophyta, Magnoliopsida, Malpighiales, Linaceae. The record is from the annotation of a GenBank genome assembly.